This is a messenger RNA of Epithele typhae, 951 nucleotides long. Its product is annotated as cytokine-induced anti-apoptosis inhibitor 1, Fe-S biogenesis-domain-containing protein. Gene Ontology annotation, molecular function: iron-sulfur cluster binding. The coding region runs from base 1 to 951 and encodes 316 amino acids. Gene Ontology annotation, biological process: iron-sulfur cluster assembly. The transcript is spliced from 3 exons. Gene Ontology annotation, cellular component: cytoplasm. The record is from RefSeq and is a predicted model, not a curated record. Lineage: Eukaryota; Fungi; Basidiomycota; Agaricomycetes; Polyporales; Epitheliaceae.
AUGGCUCCCUCCGCCGUCUACUCUCCCACCGCCCCCUCCGUCUCCAUGCCCGAGAAGCAAUCCCCUGCAGCCCCCACCAGCGGUCCCGUCCUCGCCAUAGGCUCCCCGGCCGCUGCUCAGGACGGUAGUUAUCAGUCUUUGGUUACGUCUUUGGAACAAUCCCGCGAGGUCGAGCGCCAUAUGGUAGACAGGCUUCUUGACGGAGCCACCACCCUCCCCGAGUCUUCCUUCGCCUCCGUUCACAUCACCCUCUCUCCUGCCGAGUACGAAGCCCUUGCACCCCGCAUCCCCGAGCUUCUCAAGCAACUGCUUUCUGGCCUGCAGCCCCUGGGCACCCUCCACCUGCUCAACCUCUCCUCCUCCCUCCCUACCCUGCCGUCCGACCUCACACUCGCGGGCUUCACCGUGCUCAAGGUCAACGAAGACGGCUCCCUCUCCGCCCAAAAGCCCGCGCACUCCGCCGGCACCUCCCUCUCCCUCAAAGCGCCCCUCGCCCUGCGCCGGAAGGCGGACCCGGACCGGCAGGCGUCCAAGAAGGCCCUCUGGACGGUGACCGCGCCUUCAACGCCAUCGAUCGACGCCGAGAGCCUGCUCACCGCCGCGGACCGCGCGCGGCCGGCGGCGUGCGAGCCUGCGGUGCGCGGCGCCCCGCGGCGGAAGAAGGCGUGCAAGAACUGCUCGUGCGGCCUCGCCGAGCUCGAGGCGGAGGAGCUCGCGCGUAGCAACGUCGUCAUGCUCGACGGCGAAGUUGACGGGAAGGCGAUCGAGGUCUCGCAGAGCGAGAAGGCCCGGAUGGUCGCUGCGGCCGAGGCCGCCCCGAAGGCGACGAGCAGCUGCGGGAAUUGCUACCUCGGGGACGCGUUCCGGUGCUCGAGCUGCCCUUACAGAGGGCUACCGGCGUUCAAGCCUGGUGAGAAGGUGGAGAUUGACUUCGGGAUGGAUGACAUUUGA